Messenger RNA from Aspergillus udagawae, 1431 nucleotides. RefSeq lists its product as uncharacterized. The record is from RefSeq and is a predicted model, not a curated record. The coding region runs from base 1 to 1431 and encodes 476 amino acids. Gene Ontology annotation, molecular function: protein binding. The transcript has a single exon. Lineage: Eukaryota; Fungi; Ascomycota; Eurotiomycetes; Eurotiales; Aspergillaceae.
AUGGACACACUUCCCGUGGAAAUCAUCCUUACCAUCGGUAGUCAUGUAUCCGACGUAGAUGACAAACUCCGAUUGCUUCAAGUAUGCCGACGUUGGCGAGCCCUGUUUCUCGAGGUCGCAUACAACCACGUCAAUAUCGAUGGACCUCAGAUCGAGUCCCUGACGAAAGUGAUACUGGCCAACCCACGGGUAGGACCAGCCAUCCGUAAUCUAUCACUCGGAUGGUGGCAUUCAUACACCUAUUCCCAACCCCAACAAAGAGAAAGUGAUGACAAUCUACUGGAAGCGGCGGAGGAGCUGGUAGGGCAAAUCAGCAGAUCGCCGGAGGAGGAGAAAGACUGGAUCGAGAAUCUCCGAGCUGGAAACCAGGAAGCAUGGCUUGCCCUUCUUUUGGCCUCGGUGCCAAAUCUUACCACGCUCUCUGGGGGAUAUUGUUUAGAGGCGCCGAGAGUGACGCUGGUUGUUGCGCGGGCGGCACGAAAGGAACCACCGUUUGAUACCAGGCCGAUCCUGCAGCGGUUGGAGACGCUUCAUAUCACCACCGACGAUAUGAAGCAAGUCUAUCCGCACUGGCAGUUUCUCCCAUUUUUCCAUCUGCCAUCGCUUAGGGAUGUGAACUUGGGCGGUGUGAAGGAAACCAGAGAAUGGGACAGACUGGACCACCCGGCGGUUUCGUCUGCGUCAGGCACAGCGCCCGUGGAAUCACUGGUUCUGGAAUCUCUCUGUAAUGGGAGAAACGGAAUGGCGGAGAUUAUCACCUCCUGCGCCAACCUCAAACAAUUCAAGUACCAGCAUGACGACACGGAGGACUGGGGGAAUUCAUACGUCGACUUUCAACCCCGGAAGUUCUAUAGGGCGUUGCUGACGCAGAAGGACAGCCUCGAGGUACUCCAUAUGAACGACAAUGGCGAGGAGACCGGGGCCGGGACAGAUGAACUGAGCGACGACGAGGAGAAUGACGGGCCCGAGGCAUAUGAUCGUUGGUUUGGUUCGCUGGCGGAAUUCAGCCACCUACAGGAUCUUCACAUCCGCGUCCAGAACCUUCUCAACUACCAUGACCGCGAUAAAGACGAAUCCGUCGUGCUCAAGGACAUUCUGCCUGCCAGUUUGAGGUCGCUACAUGUAGCCGAAUGCUGGCCAAAACACUGCGCGUUGCUCGUGCCGAAUCUGCAAGGAGUCCUUGCUCAUCACAAGAAGAGGUUCACUAACCUAGAACGGAUCUGUAUCUCUUCUGGGGUAUCCGAAGAAAUACCUGAAGGGCAGAACAGGUUCAGCUAUCCACGUCAGGAACUGAUCCCAGAAUCACUCAAGAAGCCAUUCGUGCCUGUCAAGGAGAUGUGUGACCGAGCGGGUGUAAAAUUCGAAAUGACGCUGGGUUGGUCCUGUGUUAUCAUCGGUGACCCACCGCACCCUUUCUUUUCUAGCCACUGA